This is a messenger RNA of Amorphotheca resinae ATCC 22711, 428 nucleotides long. RefSeq lists its product as hypothetical. The coding region runs from base 1 to 360 and encodes 119 amino acids. The record is from RefSeq and is a predicted model, not a curated record. The transcript is spliced from 3 exons. Lineage: Eukaryota; Fungi; Ascomycota; Leotiomycetes; Helotiales; Amorphothecaceae.
AUGCCCGACAUACAUCGAGCUCCGGAAGUUAUCUUGAAGAUUUAUUGGGAUUAUAAGGUUGAUAUAUGGAAUCUUGGCGUAUUGGUAGGAAUCCCAAGGAUGACCUUCUCGAUGACAGCUAUCAUUUCGGUGAGAUGGUGGCCAUCCCAAGAUCCUCCACCUACCGAAUUUCUUAAACGUGGCGAGAAAAGUCAAGAAACCUGGGACGAAGCAGGUAACCGGAGAGGUCUCGCCCUAAAUCCCAGCCAAUACCUCGAGGAGUUUGAUGAGAGGCUAGAGGGUAAAGAUAAGGACCUUUUCCUGCGUUUAAACUCGAGGUCCACGUCUAGCGGCAUUGGCAACAAGGGUGAUCUAAUGUAGCUGAUCAAAGCCAAGGAACGGGAGGCCAGUGCAUGACUGGACUUUGGAGAAUUGGGUAGGCGCCCCUC